AAAUGCUGGGUUAAAAACAUCCCAGCGCUGGGUGAAAUAUUGACAAACCCUGUGAUUGUGGUGCUUUGAUUUAUUAAUAUGUUUAUUAAUACAGUGAAUAAAUAAUAAUACAAUAAUAAAAAUAAAUAAAUUGCAUAUUAAUAAAUGUUCACCUUCUGAUUAUUCCCAAGGCCUCUAGUAUAGCAUAGUAAUUUUUAAACAAUACUUGAGUUAAAUAAAACCACCCAUAAGGCUGGGUUAAACAUUUAACUCAACUGCUGGGUCAGAACAACCCAUACUAACCCAUAUGUGACCCUGGACCACAAAACCUGUCAUAAGGGUAAAUGUUUUGAAAGUGAGAUUUAUACAUAAUCUGAAAGCUGAAUAAAUAAGCUUUCCAUUGAUGUAUGGUUUGUUAGGACAGGACAAUAUUUGGGACAAACUAUUUGAAAAUCUGGAAUCUGAGGGUGCAAAAAAAAAAAAAAAAAAGGGAAAAUCACCUUUAAAGUUGUCCAAAUGAAGCUCUUAGCAAUGCAUAUUACUAAUCAAAAUGAAAAAUUAACAAAUAUCUUCAUGGAACAUGAUCUUUACUUAAUAUCCUAAUGAUUUUGGAAUAAAAGAAAAAUAGAUCAUUUUGACCCAUACAAUAUAUUUUUGGCUGUUGCUACAAAUAUACCUGUGCUACUUAAGACUGGUUUUGUAGUCCAGGGUUACAUAUUAAUAACAACUAUGUAGGAAUAAUAAUAAUAGAAACUCCAAAAAAUAAAAAAUAAAAAUUUAAAAUAUAUAAAAUAUCUGAAUUACACUUGUAUCUAAUAGUAACACAGUUAAUAACACUUUAUGUAAUUAUUAUUAGCAACAUAAAGUCACGCUCUUAUACAAUUUCCUUAAUUAUCAACAAAUUGCUAAAAUAAUCACUACAAUAACAUUUUUGUUAAAUCAUCUUAAGCGUACCAUUCAGAGCAACAUCCUGUCCCACUCCACCCUCCGUAGACGGCAGAAUGUGAGAAAUGUGAGAACUUUUGAAAAGGAUUGUCUCAUUAAACAUGUAAUUAGGAAGUAAACUGUCCUGACCAGCUGGAGGGUGUGCCCUCUCAUGUACCCCGCCUAGUGAUAUUGCGGACCAUGUGUAGACAGGCACAGGAAGGAGACACACAUGUUCAGCCGCCUCAAUUACAGUCGCAUGCUCUGAUCUGGGCUUCUUGAAAACACAGUCACAUGGUUUCAAAAGAAAAAAGGCAAGAGGAGGAGGAAGUCGCGACCGGAUAGAAGCAUGCUUACCUGGCAAAGUGUUAGUCUCACGUUACACUCACACGCCACUGUCACCAAUGAAUUCACCUGACACUUCUGUGCACUUGGGCACCUGUUGGAGGAACUGACUUGGCCGGUGCGGCCCACGAAAAGGACAUGACACAGAACGGCACUGUAGCCGGCAAUGGCACUCAUACGGAUUCUCUCAAAAUUGUGAUCGUCGGAGACGGAGGUUGUGGAAAAACAUCUCUGCUUAUGGUGUACGCCAAAGGAGAUUUCCCUGAGAAAUACGCUCCGUCUGUGUUCGACAAAUAUGUCACCACUGUCUCCUAUGGAGGGAAGGAUAUUCAGCUGAAUCUCUACGAUACGGCAGGCCAAGAGGACUACGAUCGCUUGAGGCCUCUGUCGUAUCAAGAAGUGAACCUGGUUCUCAUCUGCUACGACGUGACAAGUCCGACGUCGUUCGACAAUGUCACGAUAAAGUGGUACCCAGAGGUCCGUCAUUUCUGCCGUGACGUCCCUAUUAUAUUGAUAGGGUGCAAGACGGAUCUGCGAAAGGACAAAGAGAAGAUGAGGAAGCUCAAAGCUUUAGAUCAGGCGCCCAUUACCUACCUCCAGGGUGAAGCGAUCCAGAGGCAGAUGAAUGCUGAGGUCUACCUGGAGUGUUCGGCUAAAUAUAGAGAAAACGUAGAGGACAUUUUCCGAGAGGCGACCAAGAGAGCGCUAGCGGCCAGGGCUAAAGCCAAACAUCUCCGCAAGAAGAAGAAGCGUUGCACCAUCCUGUGACCGUUGCCAGAAGGAACACACUUGUUCAAGUGUUGUAUAUAUAAACUAGGAUAUUUUGUAAACAUUCCGGAACCAUCUGCAAAGCUUCUCAGAAUUGUUUAAGCUUUCUCGAAGGAAUAUUUUUCAAGACAUGUGGUGUGCGUUCUCUCACAAUCUGCCCACCAGGCAAGGCUUACUUUGACAGAGGUCACCGGCGUGUGUGAUAAGUCUGUAAUGGCCCACACCACAUCUUUCUGCUGGUGUUACUGAUAUGACCUGACGGAAUUUCGUCUUCCACGAUUGCGGAUGCAGCAGGAGAUGGAAAAACUGCUGCUGAUGUCUCAGGGAUAACUAUAGCCUACAUAGAACAUGGUCACAUUGUAAAUUCGGUAAAAGUCUGUGUUAUUCAACGCACAACUUACUGAAGCAACAGCCAUUAUGUUACACUGGGUGUAACAUAUUUGUGUUGUGCAAUUCCUGUUAUAAUAGUUGCAGCUUUUAAACUUCCAGUUACAGUAUUUUCUAUUACAUAAGGCUUUCUAAACAAAACAAGCACUGUGAUGUACAAAAAAAAAAUCCUGGGGAUUUAUAGAAAUAUCACCAUUAUGACAUUUGAACUGGAUGUUCACUUGUUUUUUUCAGUACUGGGUUGUUUUAUUGUAUGUCUAACUUUUUCAUAUCUCACAAAGAUGCCAGAAAGUGUUCAAUCAUCUGUGUGAAAGCCGCCCGAAUGUUGAUUGCACAAAUAAACCCGUGAUAUUUUAAGUUAUAUAUUGUGCAUAAAUGUGUUUAGGUGUUUUGUAAACCAUGUGUGAAACCGGAAAAAGUCGUUAAUAAAAUUCUGUAGCUCUUUAA
Molecule: messenger RNA, 2850 nt
Organism: Labeo rohita (rohu)
Lineage: Eukaryota; Metazoa; Chordata; Actinopteri; Cypriniformes; Cyprinidae
Gene: rhof
Product: ras homolog family member F
Exons: 5
Coding region: 1387-2016 (209 amino acids)
Biological process (GO): cell migration; small GTPase-mediated signal transduction
Molecular function (GO): GTP binding; GTPase activity
Source: RefSeq, a predicted model, not a curated record